GGUAAACGCCAGAGGUCGCAGCUCGUUUUGCGAGUAUCUUCAAGUCCAGAACCAUUCCACGCUCCAAAAUCAAUUGCAGUCAUUGUUAAUGGCAGUCUUGUACCCUCCGAAACGAAGAAACGCUACCAAUGUCUUCAUCAAGGAUGCUCGAAAUCGUAUACCAAACCAUCUCGACUAGAGGAGCACGAGAGGUCUCACACGGGGCAGGUAAGGUAUUCAACCUGCGGCAAUACGCGUACACUAAAAGAAGUCAGCGUCCUUUCACUUGUGACCAAUGCAACAAGUCUUUUCUCCGCGAGAGUCAUCUCCACGCCCAUUUCCGUAGCCAUCUCCCAGACUCGGAAAAACCUCUUCAUUGCGAGCACCCCAACUGCGAGAAGAAAUUUUGGACCGCGCAACAUCUUCGUGUCCAUACUGAUUGGCAUAAUGGUGCAAAACCGUUUACUGUGCGGUUCAAAUCAACACAUAUGCCGCAGAUUCUAACCUUUCUCCAGUGUCCAGAAGAUAACUGCGGCGAGUCAUUUGCCAAAAACCACCAACUAAGAUCCCACCGAUGUACUGCCCAUGCUGCACCAGGCACUAAACCAUACCAAUGCGAACACGAGGGUUGCGAUAAGUCAUUUUCUACUAGUCAGCAUCUACGCACGCACUCCAAAGUUCAUGAUGGUAAUAUAUCGCGCUCGUUUGCUCAAGGCUUGCACUGAUAAUGACUGCAGAUAAACGCUACACUUGUGCCAAUUCAAGUUGUUUGUCCAGAGGGAGUCUAACCUUUUUCCCGACUUGGACCGCGCUACAACAUCACAAUCGCACAUUCCACCCACCUACAUGCGAUCACCUCUCCUGUAGCGGUCGAUCCUUCACUUCUCAGAAGGGUCUGCGAGGGCAUAUGAAGCUUCACGAGCAACAAGAUGCCGAAGCUGCAUUCGACGCUGCCGCACUUUCGGAAAAUGACGAUCGACCCUGGAAAAAGCGUCGUGGAGGCAACUUUGGUCGAGAAUGGAAGUGUCAAGUUGAGGGGUGCGACAAGGAAUUCAAGUCGGAAAAGGCUUUGACUACGCACUUCAAUAUUACCCAUCUUGGGCGUAGGGAUUUCCAAUGCUCUACCUGCGAACAAACCUUCGGUUAUAAGCAUCUUCUCCAACGACAUGUCGCUAAAUGCCACACUACUCCUUCUGAGCCCCCAAGUUCCGGAGACGAGGAUGAAGAAAUUCAGCCAGUCGUUCCGCCCCAAUUGGACAUUGGUGCUAUAACUGGUGUUACUUACACCCGGGGUGCUCUUGAGAAGCUUGCUGCCACAACAGCUCUUCGUUGUCCGCAUCCAGACUUGCAUGGAUUAGACCCGGACUUGGGGAUUCCGACGUCAACCCCCUGCGAGUACGUCUUCAGUCGCGCAUAUGAUUUGCGUCGCCAUCUCCAGGCGACACACAACGUGGUUCUCGACAAAGAAGUCGUCUUGAGAUGGGUUCAGCGGGUCAAGAACGCUCGUUGA
Molecule: messenger RNA, 1489 nt
Organism: Mycena indigotica
Lineage: Eukaryota; Fungi; Basidiomycota; Agaricomycetes; Agaricales; Mycenaceae
Product: Transcriptional factor IIIa
Exons: 2
Coding region: 887-1489 (200 amino acids)
Biological process (GO): regulation of DNA-templated transcription
Molecular function (GO): RNA polymerase II cis-regulatory region sequence-specific DNA binding; DNA-binding transcription factor activity, RNA polymerase II-specific
Source: RefSeq, a predicted model, not a curated record